This is a messenger RNA of Marchantia polymorpha subsp. ruderalis, 5906 nucleotides long. The record is from the annotation of a GenBank genome assembly. Lineage: Eukaryota; Viridiplantae; Streptophyta; Marchantiopsida; Marchantiales; Marchantiaceae.
CGGAAGGUUGCAGGCACUGCGGCGGGAAAGGGUAGAAUGUAGGGAGUGGUGUACACGUCAACGAGGAGGAGCGUAAUGCAGCAGAGUAGAUGAUGAGCGAGGAGAGGAGAGGAGAGGUGAUAAUGCGAGCGCAGGCGUGACUAGCCGAGACGUCGAGUGUUGGUUGAGGAUGGUACUCGUCGGAUGGGAUGGCGAUCUGGAGCCAGAAACGCGAAGAUUUGAUGUGAUUCCAGAUAGUUGAGAGGCGAGACGCGAGUUGUUGUGAGCGUGUACAUUUUACUGCCGACCUUACGUUCGUUCGGCAGGAUAGACAGACGGGCUGAGCUUCUCGGAACCUCAUGUAGACGUAUUAGGUAGGGCUUGCCGCUUGCCAUGGAGUUGCAGCGACCUCCUCGUCCUCGUCCUCUUUUUCCUCGUCCUGUACAUGUGACUCCGAAUGCUUGGUUCCUCGUCCUAUCCAUACAGCUUCCUUCCUUUUGCUUCGAAUGCCCGAAUGGGCCGAACGAACUCCUCUAGAAUGAUGCAAUCAUUAGGCACGUCAAGUCUACCUCACUCUGCCGGUGCGGAUUUCGGCUCCCUGCGUGUCUGAGUCGAGGGCCAAAAUCCAAUCCCCAUCAUCUCGCCCUUGCGCUGUCGAAAGGAUAUCGAAGGUCGAUCGAGGGGUCCAUCCCCGCACCCGCUGGGUAUGUUGUGAAUGUUUGUAAUAGUUUGGAAGUUCUUCCUUGUGCUGUAUCUUCACUAUGGAGUUCAGAAAGUCUGCUUGAAAUCCUGAACCAAUUUAAAUCGACCGACCACGCAAGGAACAUGAAUUGGGAUUGAGGUGACCGAGACGAUUGAAGUUACCGCCUGCGCUAAGCAAGGAUAUCUAGUCGAGUUGAGAGUCGCUUCUCUACGAGAUUUGGACGAUAUUGGCUGCCUGGACUCCUAUAAUAGUUGGCUGUAAUACGUGCUGCGAAUUGGCUCCAAGUUCCCUUCAGUAGUUACAUCAUUGGCAGAUUCGACACAUCCGGUUCUUACAUCUGCCGAUGCUUCAAACAGUACUGGCUCUCUUCCCCUUUCUUUUUGAGGAGGGAGACAUUGACGUGCUGUGUGCUUCUUAAUUAUGUACUCAAACGCAUUCGAUCAUAUCCGCACUGCAGCCGGGGCCGACGCAAUGUGGCAAAAUUUGUAGAGUUGGAAACUAUUCUCCCAGACUGUCCACAGUUUUGAAGAGCUCGUGGCGACUAUCGGGACAAGUGGUUCCACUAGCUCCACGAGCGAGUGCCACAGUCAGCAAACUAUCAAGCAGCAUGGGAAACGGGAAGUCGUAAUUCUACAAUUUUAUUGUGUUCGAGUAAGGAGGACUUUCACAUCCUUUCGCAGCUAGGUGAGGUUCAAUUGAUAAACUAUAAAUAGACUCCAGAAACUAUGCCCGCAUGGGACUAAAGUCGGUGUCUGAGGAUCCCUUGUCAGGUGCAGCACCUACGAGCGGGGCCUGGUGGGCCAGCACGCGUGUGCGUUUUACAUCUGAAUUGAAUUGGAGGUCACCUAUAGAAUGGAUUAUAUUGUUUCGAUACUGGCGGGUAUUUGCUCGGCGCAUUCAGAAUGGAGAAGGAAAUUGCACAUGUGAAGAUACAAAAAGGAGUUGGGAGCUUUGUAGCACAUCUCAUCGCAACGAUAUCGUUAGAACAGUCAGCCUUAGGAUCUUUCUCUCCUCUUCACCUCAUAAUAGCUUAGAUACCAUGGUGUCGAGAAUGUGUACCGCUGGUAACGUUAGGGACUGAUGAUUUCGGGACUGAUGAUUUCGAACAGUUCGACAUUCGCAGACCUCGUUGUAGCGGUCGAGUAGCAGAAAUCUCAGAUGAACAUGCUGCACAUGUUCCGAGGAGACCGAAUGGCGAGCUACAAAACGAAUUAUCAUAUUCGGCAUAGUUAUCAACCAGCCUAUGUUUCUAGCAAUCGUCGGAAGAUAUCUUGCGUGCAACCUUUCAGAAAUUAGAAGUAGAAGCUGGUGGAAUUUUUUCAUUGGUUCCGUUCUUGUAUUUAUUGUUUCACGAACAGUGAUCAAGCUGAAUGCGUAUCUACAUUCGCGCCGAUCUUCUCUGAGACUCAGACUAUUAUCGAACUUGACUCAGACGCUAGAUAGAUGAAGUUCAGCGAGAAGCUUACGAGAUAAUUGCCACGGAUCGAGAGCGAAAAAUGGCUGAGCUAGCCUGGUUGACAUCUUCGCCAGCAGCCAAAGUGACUUUGAAUGCAUCUUCUUCGUUUAGCAACUCGAACGAGAACCUUUUUGACCUGCUACAAGGUCGCUUGGGGAGUGGAGCGUUCGGGGGAGCAGCAACAGUAGAUUCUUCAUCGUUUUUCCGCACAUCAGAUCAGAUGACGAAUGUAACAGUAGCUUCGAAUCAUACGGAGUCCACUGUGUCGCUGAUGAAGGCGGAGGACGGAAAUAAUCAUAUGCAUUCGCCUCUUUGGGUAGCUGCCGGCGCUGCUGCUGUAGCAACAGAUGGUAUCUACAGCUCUACUGGUCCGGCAGCAGCUCAUGUGCCAUCCAUUGAUAGCACCCAAUUGUCUUCUUACGUCAAGCCGCACGAUCCUUCGCCGCAGCUUCAGGCUCUACGUGACUUCAUGGCUUAUGGGAGCAACGUUAACAACCAUUCUAUGUCGACAGCAGUGGAUAAUAUCAACCUUGCGCCCGGAAAUCCAAUGUUCCUGCACUUGGGUGAAGAAUCUCCCGCUUCAUUGCUCAUUGGAAUGCCUCACCACUCCAAUCCCAUAUCUACUUCUCCUAGCAAAGGUCCGGAUAUGAUGGCGUAUAGAGCUCUAUGUCAGGCCGAGCUUUUUGCGACAGAAAGGAGCCCACACAGAACGCAAUUCCAACGAGAAAAUCACAUCCUUGCAGAGCGUCAGCGCAGGGAAGAAAUGAACGAGAAGUUUUCGGCCUUAAGGGCAAUGAUACCCAAAGCAACCAAAAAAGACAAGGCGUCCAUUGUAGGAGAUACAAUCGCGUACGUGCUGGAGCUGGAGAAAACCCUAAAACAACUGAAGGCCUGCAAAGACAGUCGAAAGGGAUUCAGCUUCAAGCUUCUAAAGAAGAAAUCUUCUUCAAAAGUAUUGGAAGACAACGACAGAUCGACCUCAGACACAGCACCAGAUACAGCUGCCCCAGAGGAAAUGAAACCUGGUCCGGGAUGUUCGAACUCAACAAGAUUUGAAGACAUUGUUUUAAAAGAGUGCAAAGAAAGAGAAGAGCCGACAAUAAGUUCAUCGGAUAACAUCAGUAGAGACUGCUCUCAUAAUCAUCAUAAACCCAUGGAGAAGGACAAUCUUUUGGACAUCGACAUUAGUAGUAGCUCUCAGGUUGAGGUACAAAAUCUAGGAGAGCAAGCCGUUAUCAAGAUAGUGUGCGCCCGCAGUCGUGGUCUUGUUCUUCGAAUCAUACAAGCUUUGGAGGAGUGCAAAACGGAAAUUCUUCAGUCGAAUGUAACAACAGUUUCUCAACAUUCUGUACAUUUUAUCACUGUGCAGAUCAAUUCGGGGCUGAGCUGUUCAAUAGAGCAGAUGGUCCAAGCUCUUCUUAAAGCUUCAAAUCCGAAUCAGAUUGCGGAGACAUGACAACAGUUACGCCGCAGCGGAAGAGACCAAACAACUUUUAAUAGCCGGCCAAGUCUAGAUGCACCCAGUUGAUGUAAUGAGUUGACUCCUCAAAUUCACUUGUUACUGCAUGCAAAAUUACCGGUGAGUGUAUCGAUCAAUUUUGAUCAUGUAGUAAUUCAAGUACAGUCUCCUUUAGAAAAUCUUUGGGUAAAAGGAUCCCCAAUCCGACUCGGUACAGAAGAAAUUUCUCUUUGUAUUACAAGAACAGAUAUAGCACCCCCAUCAACACUAGUCAGACUACUGAAGUAGCUCAGAGAAGUUGGAGAGGUAGAUCACAACUUGUGGUGAGAAUCCUCUCCACCGACAUCUCAACAAAUACUUACACUAUCCCUCAAGCAACAAGGUCUAAAAUGUCAUAAACAGAGACCAGCACUGACUAAACUAUAUUCCCUACAUUAGCUACGAAAGUAGUCAGUUCCACGAUAACAAGGUAGGCUUUAGUCAAGUAGGGAGUUUGAUUAGAGGAUGAGAUUUAGUUCAUGUCUUUUCAGCAUCCCUCAAGAAGAUGUGAGGUGCUUCUGGUUCGACCUGGUAAAGUCCAAUUUUCAAACCUCUCACUAGUUCUCCAAUUGGCUUCCCAGUCCAGUCCAGAAGACAUGUAUCAAUUGGUUGUUGAGCUUUACACAUCCCAGUUUGCGGACUUAUGUUAGUGCACUUACGUCCCAUGGAGUUCGUUACCUUGACAUCUGGCCCAAGAUAUCAAACUCAAGCUUGAUGUUUCAUGAAAUUUCUCCAGGCAAGUAGCGACAAUUUCCUUUCCUCCUAUUAGACUACUCUUCGGACCCUACACCUUACUCACUGUGAACCACUGAACAUUGAUUGUCAUAACUAAAUGUGCUGCAAUUCGGAAAAGUCUGCAGUCCGGUGCCGCUAAAUUACAUCCAAAAAUGGCAUUUUCGAUCCAGAGAUCAAAAGGACUCUGUUAGCGCAUAAUGCCACGAGAUUGUGUAUUGGAUGUUGUUCAAUAUGUGAGAAUAUGUCGCAUUCAGUUAUGUUGCCUUGUAUAUACUUAUAGCGCCACUUAGUUAAGUGGGAUAUGGGCACUUGCUGGUACACGGUGUAGAAAAGUGAAAUCGGAAUUUUUAUUUUUCUAAGCUGGGGUUUACGACGAAGCUGAGGACUAAGCUAGGUGCGGAAUCAUAAAGAGUCAUUGUCUACACCAUAGUGGUUGCACUAUCCUCGAGCUUAGAACCUGUACUGGCAAUGUGCUAUCUUGAGAAGUUUUUUUAUAAGUCCAACGCAACGACAGGAAGUAAAGAGUUCUAGAAGGUUAAGGUAGAAGAUUGAGAACAAACUCAAGCACGCAUACAGAAUCUGAAGAUGAUGCACGUCUUCACACGUGGACUUACGACUUAUCAUGGACCCAUCAUCGGUCAUCAGCUUGGUGGACACCUGUGGACCAGCUGCACGUACUAUGAUUUUCUAGUAUCGAUCUAGGUACUCUGGUACGUGCUAUAUCAAAUUUCCUGAUUGGAGUUUCGGGAAGUGGUAUUAUCCGGUAAACAUUUUUUCCAAAAUCAAAUUGAGACCGGCUGGACAUAGAAGGUUUCAGAGUCCAAAAUGUCCAAAAUCUGUUUGUGAAUCCAAGUACUUCUCCACUUAUCAAGUUCCAACUCUUUACUAGAAUUUCAUGCACUUGGGAGAUGCCGUGAAAUGGAGUGUACUGUACUUGCCAAUUAGAAGCCUUCACACCCCAGGCCCCUUAGCUUUCAGUACCCGAACCUGAUCCACAAUGAUAAAAGGCACGCCCACCAGUAAUGAAUGCGGGCAAAUUAUGUGGAAAGCCCGAAAUUCCGAGAGAUGAAUCAUGACUGCAGGAGGAGGAGGAAGAUUUGAGAAGAUGCAUUAUGCCCGGUACGUAGCGUGGGAAACGUACUCUCAGUGGAUCCACUGCAAUCAAAGAGUCUGGAUUGGUUUUGCUCACCGGUGUGAUUGGAAGAUGAUAGAUUUGAACUGUCUCAGCAUGUACAUAAGUACAGUAAUCAUCGAGGAAGACGAGUCUCGGAAUAAGUAUGUCACAUAACGAUGAAUCAAGCGCAAAUGUGGAAUCUUGCGAUUUGAUAGCGCGAGCUUAUUACAAAAGGACCCAACCGUCAUGGACUUUGAUCAGCCAUGGCCACGUACAUACACGUACAAUUAGUUUGAUGUAAAGCGCGUAAGUACUCCACAACUACUUGACGACCGUCCAUGUCAGUGCAGUUCGUUCUGCCUGUCUCGUCUGUUAGAACAUUUUCCGGUUCAUAUUCUCACAAUUGUACUCCUUCCAGUUC